Adelges cooleyi (spruce gall adelgid) is the source of this 1451-nucleotide messenger RNA. RefSeq lists its product as uncharacterized. Lineage: Eukaryota; Metazoa; Arthropoda; Insecta; Hemiptera; Adelgidae. The record is from RefSeq and is a predicted model, not a curated record. The coding region runs from base 200 to 739 and encodes 179 amino acids. The transcript has 3 exons. Gene Ontology annotation, biological process: regulation of synaptic transmission, cholinergic; sleep; positive regulation of voltage-gated potassium channel activity.
GUCAGGCACAGAACUCGGCCAGAACCGCUACAGACGUCCACCCGUCGACACCGUCGUUGCCGCACACCGCAGUUUGUUGUGGAUAUAUAUAUAUAUAUAUUUUAUACUUUGCUUUUUUGUGUUUUUUUUUACACUCUCAAAUCUCGUGUCUUUAAGUACACACACACACAAAAAAAAACACCCACCCAAAGCGAAAAAUAUGAGAGCGACAACGCUGUUGGUGUGCCUCGUCGCAGUUUUCGGAUACAGCUCGGGUUUGAAAUGCUACACUUGCAGUUGGUGGAGCAAGAACUGCGACGAUCCUUUUGUGAAGCACGACUCCAUACUGGAAGAGUGCAACACUAGAACGAUCAACGAUUUCAACAAGGGCCUGGGCAACGCCGUCAACACGGCCAACAACGCCCUGCAGAACUUCGCCAACCAGGUGGGCUUCAACUUCAACAAUCAAAACAGCAACAACAACUUCAACUUGCCCAACAUCAACGAGGAUUCGGUGGGCUGCGCCAAAAUCGUAUUGAAAAGCGGCGAGAACAGGGUCAGGGUGGCCCGGGGAUGCGUGUACCACAAGGCGGACUUGUGCAGGAGCAUGCAAAGAAUCGACGACGAGAUCAAAACGCUCAAGUUCUGCGACACUUGCGACGGCGACUACUGUAACGGCGCCGAGUCUGUGCAAUCGCCGUCCACCGUGGCCAUGAUUUUCACCACCGCGGCCACAUGUUUGUUUUACGGACUCCGUUGAAGGGUGGUUUUUCGAGAGAGAAAAAAAAAGUUCCCCCAAAGAAAACAAAAAAAAAAAACACACACACAAUACCUAUAUACCUAUAUAUACAAUCUACGUUUAGUACCUGAUCCUAUGUUUUUGUUUUUGUUAAGUUAUUAUGUUCUUCCUUAAGUACUCUGUUUUUAUUUCAAUAUAUUAUAUUACUAUACGGUAUGUUAUAAUUAUAAUGAUUUAUACUGAGUGUGCGCAAGCAUGUAUGUAAUACACAUGAAAAUAUAUUAAACAAUAAUUGAUAUUAUAUAUGUGUAUAUAUAUAUAUACAUUCGAGUAUUUUGUAAAAAAAAACAAACAAUUUGUGCACAAAAUGUCAAAAUCGAAAAAAGUCUUAAGUACACUCGCACGAUAUUGUUAAUCAACACUUAUGUGUUUCUGCUACUAAACAGAUAUAAUAUAUUAUGUCCACAUUACCAUUAAAUUGCAAUCCGCUCGCCUGUUUAUAGUUGGGAAAAUCAAUUUUUUUUUUUUUUAGCACAACUGUUGUUAUUAUAAGUUUUUUGUUUUUUUUUUAUUUCAACUGAUAAAAUUUAUGAGAAUUUUUUUUUGUUGUAAAUUUAUGAGAAAACGAAAAAGCGCGCUGUUGAGUUUUCAUUAUACUUCGUUUGUUUAAUAGUUACUAAAUAUAUAUUUUAAUUUUUUUUUAUUUUAAUAAAAUUCUCUACGUUUGUUGCAC